This is a messenger RNA of Mya arenaria, 995 nucleotides long. RefSeq lists its product as uncharacterized. Gene Ontology annotation, biological process: signal transduction. The coding region runs from base 131 to 901 and encodes 256 amino acids. The record is from RefSeq and is a predicted model, not a curated record. The transcript has 5 exons. Lineage: Eukaryota; Metazoa; Mollusca; Bivalvia; Myida; Myidae. Gene Ontology annotation, molecular function: protein binding.
UAAAGAAACAUAAGUAUUUGUUUCCGGAACAGUUGAUAUCUUAAUUGUAUAUAUCUAUGAUGCAGUUGCCAUGUUGUAUUUUACAAUAGUGUUAUAACAUUGAUGACGUAAAACAAAAAUAGCAAACAGCAUGAAGAGAGGCUUAGAUGUAUUAACUAGUAAAAGAGAACAAUGUCGAAACAAAAAUAUGUCUCCAUUAAUGAAACCAUGCUCAGGCUCAGAGCCUACAUGCAUGAAGAUACCGACCGGAAGUAAAAGAAGACGGUCCGUCGAGGAAAAUACUUGGCCAUGUGAGGGAAGUUCAUAUCCGUACAUGAGUAGCCCACACAGUGUUGGGACAACGGAACUAUCUACUUCUGACCACAGGUUCAUGCCGCUGCGGCCAGUAGGCUUGUCAACAAAAGAAGGUAGUGACCAUCAAUGUAUUGCAGAAGGAACGUCUAUGGAAUCAAUGUCAACGGAAGGAGAGCCCAUAUCGUCAUGUUUGCAUGAAGCUAUGGAAGAAUCAAAAGUACCUUUUGAACGUGACGGUGUACGCUAUGCAAUGAGUUCAGACAGUAUUUCCGCGGGAAAACUAGUCGAAAUUGUACGUCAUCAAGUGAGUCAUGUAAAAGCAAGCUCGGAAAAAGAGAUACUUUCAGAAAAAGAAGUUACGCGAAUCGCGGAGUGUAUUGGUAAAGGCUGGGAAUUUCUGGCAAGUGAGUUAGAAAUAGACCAGACAAGUAUUGACACGAUCAAAGAUGACCACUGUAAAAAUAUGCGUAUGCAAAUAAGGACUAUGCUGUUGCAGUGGAAACAUAGAGAAAAGGCUGCAGCUACAAAAGAGGCGAUGAAGAAAGCAAUUUGUGACACACCAUCAUUAGUUUUAAACUGGGAAAAACUGAACGAUAUCAUCAAAUAGUUUGUUGAUCACGGAAAUAUUAAAAUAAAAACAAUCAGUUUGUACAUUUAUUGUACUCGUUCUUUGAUAUAUUUUAAUCAGCAUUCAUAAAUCA